Molecule: messenger RNA, 1774 nt
Organism: Laetiporus sulphureus 93-53
Lineage: Eukaryota; Fungi; Basidiomycota; Agaricomycetes; Polyporales; Laetiporaceae
Product: FAD/NAD(P)-binding domain-containing protein
Exons: 9
Coding region: 213-1715 (500 amino acids)
Biological process (GO): NAD+ metabolic process; quinolinate biosynthetic process; L-tryptophan catabolic process
Cellular component (GO): mitochondrial outer membrane
Molecular function (GO): kynurenine 3-monooxygenase activity; FAD binding; NAD(P)H oxidase H2O2-forming activity
Source: RefSeq, a predicted model, not a curated record
CUCUGAGUUGCUUUUUUGCGAGCUUCAGCCGAACAGAAUAAGUAAAAUUUCUUACUUUGUUCAUCCUUGCGACCCAGACCGAGGGAACAGUCGUCCGUUUGGCUAGAACCUUAGCUGUUGCGGCUGAAUUGGGAGCUCUUGUGAAGUGCCACUGCCUCUUCUAACUGCAUAAGCCGUGCUUGGAGACUCGCGUCACGCCUCACAAUCACACCAUGUCCGCUAACGGCGUGUCUCCACGAAAAGCCGUCGUGGUUGGAGCAGGUCCCGUUGGGUGUCUCGCCGCUAUCUCUCUUGCGAAGAUGGGCUGGAUGGUCGAAGUUUAUGAGGGUCGGCCAGACAUGCGUCUGCCAUCCUCAAAGGCAGCAGCUCAGCAACGAUCUAUUAACCUGGCAAUCUCAACGCGGGGAAUUGCAGCAAUCGAAGCCAUCGAACCCAAGGCGGCUGAUCGCUUCCUCAAGGCUGUCAUUCCCAUGCGUGGCAGGAUGAUUCAUCACGUUGGCGGUAGGCAGGAAAGUCAGCCGUACGAUAAAGAUGGCCAGUGCAUAAAUUCUAUUGGCCGCGCCUUCAUGAACGAAGAUCUCCUGACGGACGCCCUGACUAUGCCGAAUACCCGCGCUUUCUUCAGGCACAAGGUUCUCAACAUAGACUUCGAUGCCCGAGUGAUGAGCGUUCGCGACGAGGAUGCAGGACAAGACAAGAGUGUGCCGUUCGACUUCUGCGUAGGCGCAGAUGGCUGCUACUCGAUUGUGCGCAGUCAGCUGAUGCGGGUCGUGCGCAUGGAUUAUCAGCAAGAAUACCUACCGCACGAUUACCUCGAGCUGAAAAUGCCCGCCGGUCCCCCCGCACAGCCUGGCGGUGAACCCACAUACCUGCUCGACCCGAAUCAUCUUCACAUCUGGCCGCGCCAUACAUUCAUGCUCAUCGCCCUGCCAAAUAAGGAUAAAACCUUCACGUGUACUCUGUUCGCACCAACCACGGACUUUGAUCGCCUCGACGCGCCGGAACGCAUCGUCAAUAUGUUCAAAACAUAUUUCCCAGACGCUCUGCCGUUGAUCGGCGAACAGGCGCUGCUGUAUGAUUUCGCACAUAAUCCGCGCUCGUCGCUUAUGACAGUGAAGGCAGAGCCAUAUCAUUACAAGGACCGUGCCAUUAUUCUGGGCGACGCGGCGCAUGCGAUGGUUCCGUUCUAUGGACAAGGUCUAAAUUGCGGGCUAGAAGACGUCCGUGUGUUAGAUAUUCUUUUGCGUGCUGAAGGCGUGGACGCCGCCACCCGCGUGCCUGAUGGAGAAGACGAUUGUCUCGCAAAAGCUUUAGCCCGAUAUUCCGAAAGCAGGCACGAAGACCUUGUCUCCAUUUGUGAACUCGCCAUGGAUAAUUACGUGGAAAUGCGCCAUGAUGUCGUGACGCUUGGUUACCUGCUCUGCAAGGCUUUCGAUAAUAUAUUGUAUUCACUCACCUCGAAGGCCAUCCUUUUCAGCUCUCUGCUUCCGGCGCUGACCCGCGAGCCGUUCCCCACCCGCUCACCCUCCGGCUGGCUACCACAAUAUACAAUGGUGUCAUUCCGUCCGGACAUCAGCUACUCUACCGUCAGACGCAAAGCCGUCAGGCAGAGACAGAUACUGGAGCGCGCAGGAUGGGCAAGUGUUGCUGUGGGAGUAGGUGCGGCCGGCGUCGCAGCAUUUUCAGUUUGGCGCCGGCUGUGCAAUCGGGCGUAGCUAGAUGUCGUAAAGGUAUGAGAAAUAUACACCACUCCUAUCACACACGUUGUGAGUCG